Hyaloscypha bicolor E is the source of this 807-nucleotide messenger RNA. RefSeq lists its product as uncharacterized. Bases 1 to 807 code for a protein of 268 amino acids. The record is from RefSeq and is a predicted model, not a curated record. NCBI's taxonomy places the organism in Eukaryota, Fungi, Ascomycota, Leotiomycetes, Helotiales, Hyaloscyphaceae. The transcript is spliced from 4 exons.
AUGCAGACCGUAGCUACAGAACGAAUAGCAGCUCUCCAGAAGCAGCUGGAGAUUGCUAGAUUGGUUCUUCAGGACACCCUGGCUCGUGGUGAAAGCGAGAAAGCAAGAAUCCUAGAAGAAACACAAGAAAGCCAACAAUUCUUCGAAGGAUUGUGCGCCAAGACAGAGAAGGAGAUCGAGGAAACUGAGAAGGAGUUGAGUGCUGAGGUCGAGAAAGAUCGAGAUAACUGGAAGCGUUGGGCCCCAGCAGAGCUCAUCCGAAGAUGGGAGACCGGCGACUUCGACUACAAGCAUUUCAAGGAUACCGAAAACGCGAAACUUCUCCGACAAGCUUAUAAGACAUGCUCUCCCGAGGCUGAGCCCCGGUCCGUCUCCAGGAUUAUGCGUGUUUCGGCUCAAGUUGGCGCUGGAUGGUACAAGACCCCAUUGGAAGCGCCUCAUUGCGAUCCACCCCGAGAGAAAUCUGACGCAGCAUCUGCGGCGGCGACUCCAGUAAAGGCGACCCUGGUGAAUGCGACUCCAGCGAAGGCGACUCCAGCGAAGGCGACUACACCGAAGAAGGUGACUCCUGCAAAGACAGUUCCGGCAAAGUCCACACCAGUCGAGACAACUCCAGUACAGAAGACCCUCGCAAAGGCGACUCCAGCAAAGAAGACUACUGGAAAGAAGGCUCCAGCAGAGAAGAUCCCAAUUCAUGCACGUGGUGUUAAGAGAGCCCGUGAAUCGAUGACAGGAGCAGAGGAGAAAGUUGUUCAGGAAAAGGCUCAGCAACUGCCAGCAGAUAAGAAGAUCAAGAUAUCCAUGUAG